AUGCUAGUCGGAAACAAAACCGAUUUAGCUGAUAAACGGUUAUAUUUUCGUUCGUUUCAGGAUCAAGUAUCAACUGAAGAAGGUGAACGUAAAGCCAAAGAAUUGAAUGUUAUGUUUAUCGAAACAUCAGCAAAGGCGGGCUACAAUGUUAAACAGCUUUUUCGACGCAUCGCGGGAGCCCUGCCUGGAAUUGAGCCAGAUCAAAAAGAUAAACAUGACAGUAUGUUCUUCGUUGCUUAUUUUCAUGCUUCCAGUACGAAAAUUAACUCUAGUAGCUCUGUUUGUCGUGCGGUGAUUAUCACUAAGAUUAUAAACAAAGAGUUGUCUUGA
This is a messenger RNA of Anisakis simplex (herring worm), 330 nucleotides long. Lineage: Eukaryota; Metazoa; Nematoda; Chromadorea; Rhabditida; Anisakidae. The record is from the annotation of a GenBank genome assembly.